CUCAACAAUGGGCAUCACCGACUUCAUCUCCGCCGCCUGGGACACCUUCUCCCACCCGUCGCCCGACGCCGAGGCCCCGCCCAAGGGCGGCGUGUCGACCGAGACGCCCGCAGCCGGCACGGGCGAGGAGAGCAAGGAGGAAGCAGAAGUGAAUGUGCAGGAUAAGGUGAAGGGAGGGGAGGAGCCGCCGCGACAUGUGCCUGGGACAGAAAAAGAUGAGAGGGCUGUGACGCAGAGGGAGGAGGCGGAGGAGGCUGCGGAGGAAGAGGAGGAGGAGGAGGAGGAGGAGGAGACGGUUGAUCCUAAGGUUGUGCUUGAGGAGGAGUGCGCAAACUCCAAACAAUGCAGCUCGGUCAAGCAUCAUUACGACGAGUGCGUUGAGCGCGUGACUGCGCAGGUUGAGAGAGACGGGAAGCCCAACGAGGACUGCGUCGAGGAAUUCUUCCACCUUGUCCACUGCGCAACGAACUGCGCCGCCCCCAAGCUCUUCGCCCAGCUCAAGUAAAUCCGCUCGUCCGACCACCCAGGACACUUCUGCAUCCGACUUGUGCUACCGAAUCUCCCGAUUCCCAUGCGAGGAACUGCGAACGAAUGGCUUGAUAGACAGACGAGUGUGUUUCGGAUCCCGUCUAGACGGUUGAUUGCGUUGAGCGAGAUGCUGGCUGGUGAGCAUGGGCAGGU
Molecule: messenger RNA, 681 nt
Organism: Westerdykella ornata
Lineage: Eukaryota; Fungi; Ascomycota; Dothideomycetes; Pleosporales; Sporormiaceae
Product: Non-heme 11 kDa protein of cytochrome bc1 complex
Exons: 3
Coding region: 8-505 (165 amino acids)
Biological process (GO): mitochondrial electron transport, ubiquinol to cytochrome c
Source: RefSeq, a predicted model, not a curated record